Esox lucius (northern pike) is the source of this 3035-nucleotide messenger RNA. It is a transcript of the gene ncf1, whose product is annotated as neutrophil cytosolic factor 1. The coding region runs from base 47 to 1276 and encodes 409 amino acids. The transcript is spliced from 11 exons. Gene Ontology annotation, cellular component: NADPH oxidase complex; cytoplasm. Gene Ontology annotation, molecular function: protein binding; superoxide-generating NADPH oxidase activator activity; phosphatidylinositol binding. Lineage: Eukaryota; Metazoa; Chordata; Actinopteri; Esociformes; Esocidae. Gene Ontology annotation, biological process: respiratory burst; superoxide anion generation. The record is from RefSeq and is a predicted model, not a curated record.
ACUCUGCAAACUUUUGGACCUGAUCAUCACUGUUUUACAUUUCACAAUGGAGGAGACCUAUGUCAGGCAUGUGGAAUUGCUGGGCUUUGAGAAACGCUUCUUUCCCAGCCAGCACUAUGUCUACAUGCUGAUGGUGAAAUGGAACAAUCUGUCUGAGAAGUUGAUCUAUAGAGGGUAUCCGGAGAUUCACACUUUUCACAAAUCCCUGAAGGAGAUGUUCCCCAUUGAAGCCGGAGACAUUGAUAAGAAAGACAGGAUCAUCCCAAGAUUACCAGCGCCAAAGUGGUUGGACAACCAAAAGAGUACCGAGACCAGGCAGAGCACUCUGGCUGAAUACUGCCAUUCUCUCAUCAACCUGCCCCCCAAGAUCUCUCGUUGCCAGCUGGUAUGCAGCUUCUUCAAGGUCCGGCCAGAAGACGAGAACCCACCUGCUCAACACCCUUUCAAAAGAAAUGAGACUUUUGUAAUGAAGGACCAGGCCAGAGGCAACACCUCAGAUAUCUCCGCCCCCAUCAUAUUGGACAGUUACAGAGUGAUUGCUGAUUACCGCAAGACCUCCAAGUAUGAGAUUGACCUGUGUACUGGAGACCUUGUGGAGAUUGUGGAGAAAAAGCCAAACGGUUGGUGGUUCUGCCAGUGUGAACCCAAGCGGGGCUGGGCUCCAGCCUCCUACCUGGAGCCUCUGGAUGGACCUGAGGAGUCUGAAGAAGCUGAUCCUGACUAUGCAGGGGAACUCUACAUCACUACUAAAGCCUACAGUGCAGCACUAGACGAUGAGCUGACUCUUGAGGAAGGUGAAACUAUUGAAGUCAUUCACAAGCUCCUGGAUGGUUGGUGGGUGGUCAGGAAAGGAGAAGAGACGGGACAUUUCCCCUCCAUGUUUCUCAACAGAACUGGAGAGAAGAAGCAGAUGGAGCCAGAAGAGGAUGUGAUGAGAAGACAGGCACCCCCACCCCGAAGGUCUACAAUCCGAAAUGCUCAAAGUAUUCAUGGCAAAGGACGGCAGCGCAUCAGCCAGGACACGUACCGCAGGAACAGUCGCCGCUUCCUUCAGCAGAAGGGCAGCCGUCCCAGGAUGAACUCCAAGGCCUCCACACAGUCCCCCCUGCAAGAGAGGAGGAAUAGAGACAAUAUCCCUGAGCCAGCAGACUUAAGUCAGGGUGGGGAACUGAACAAAGAGAUUCCCCUCGUCCCCCCUCGACCCAGUCCUGAACUCAUCAUGGAACGCUGCACAGAGAACACCCGCAAGAAAGUCAGCAUCCGCAAGUCAAGCUGAACUGUGCUUUAAGCUUUAAAAUGUUUGGAUCUGGUUCUGUGUCCGCAAUUCAAAAAAUUAUGCUCAAUGCAAGCUGAACUGUAGAUAAAGCCAAACAUACAGUAAGUGCCAUUAGCUAGGUUUUCAUCCAACUGACAAAAAGCUUUCAUGAAAAUAUUCUAAAACCUGCAUGAAGAAACUAUGUAUUUCCCAAACUGAAUUGUUGGGCCUUAAAAGCAGUGUGCGAUGCAUUGCACGUGAAAGGUAAUUUUCACAUUAAGGCAAUUUUCAUGACAUUGUCUAUUAAGUCAGUGUGUUUAUGAUAUAGUAAUAUAAAACAAAUCUAUUUCUUAUAAUCUGGCUGACCCAUUUACCCAGAUUAAUGGUCAUUGAUUUAUAAUAAUCAGAUCAGAUUGGGAUGACAUGAUCUGGACCAAACGCACAUGCCCACUCUGGUCUUCACACUUUCAGUUUAGCCAACAGCUUAACCGAAACAGGAAGUCAUGUGUGUUAAACCUUGUGAUUGGUUAUCAGAGACACAGGCUCACAGAGAGCUGUGGGAAGCCCAGCAUGGUGGACCCUGCCAGGAAAUAUCUUUGUGGCCCAGAGUACAGAAACCUUUUUGCCUUUAGGGGCCCAUGUGAAUCUUAUUUGCUGGGAAGAAGCAUUAACUCCCCUAUUCCACCAUCCUAGGAAGUUAGUCAAAUUUCAUUUGUAGCCUAAUAAUUUGAAUGCUUUCCCGAGUCAUAAUAGGGGGAUCACACAACAUAAGUUUACUUAUGGUUUACUAAUGGUUUACUUUUAAUGAUUAUAACAGAAUAUUAACAUUUGGCGCUCACAUAAUUAUUUUUGGGGGAAAAAAACAUAUUUUGUUUAAUCGAUAUUUAGAAAAUGUACAGACAGGUUACCAUCAAGCCUAUUGUGACAUUUUUAUUCAGAUGUGUACUUACAUGAAAAGGUUAGAUGGAAAACCUGGUUAUAGAAAGCAUCUUCCGUUUUGUUAUGUAUGUUACUACUAAGAAAUAGCUACCUGCAUCAGAACAGCAAAGAACAAUUGGGAAAUAUUAAUGUUCUAAUUAAUUAUGUAUUUAACCCCUUAGAUUGCUAAUGCUAUGUAUUGGCCUGUGACAGGCUUUGAAGACACCAUUUGGCCAUUUUGGCACUCCAGUAGCAGCAGUCCCACAUAUUAACAAAUACAUUAUAAAUUACAUAUUGCAAAGAUAAAAUAAAUGUUAUUUCAGCUGGAACUUUAAGGAAAUGUUUUAAUAUAUUUUUUAUUUUUUAAUUUAAAUAAUUUGGGCAAAAACUAAAGAAAAUGUCUUUAGACAUUAUCUAUAAUAUUUCUAUAGAAUCCAAAAUGAUUUUGCUAUGGAGGAUGUUAUGCAGUGUCUCCAAUACAGCACCCCCAAUCUGUAAUCAAGGGUUUAUAUAUAUCAUCAACAUUAUAUUACUGCAUUUAAGUGUUCCUUUUCUCACUGUUACUUUUGUGAUGCAAUGUAAAAAAAUAUAGAAAUAAUUUAAAAAGCUAUAUACAGUACCAGUCAGGAGAUUGGACAUACCCAUUGGGUACGUUUCCAGACUUUUGACUGCAGAGACAAUGGACACUUAAAUGCAGUAAUACAAUGCACUUGAAUGUGUCCAAACAUUUGGCCUGUUACUGUAUAUUUUUUUUACUUCUGUGUGUUCAGUUGUGUUAGUGCAGUAUGUGCCUUAAAACAUAAGCUAGUUAUUUAUUGUAAUUAAGCUAUUUAUGACCUGCAAAAUAAAGAUUUUGACCGUG